Messenger RNA from Paramormyrops kingsleyae, 1828 nucleotides. RefSeq names its product CTD (carboxy-terminal domain, RNA polymerase II, polypeptide A) small phosphatase like 3 (gene ctdspl3). Gene Ontology annotation, molecular function: phosphatase activity. The record is from RefSeq and is a predicted model, not a curated record. Lineage: Eukaryota; Metazoa; Chordata; Actinopteri; Osteoglossiformes; Mormyridae.
UUGAUAUAUCUAAUAUUAAUCGCCGUAAAAGUACUUAACGUGAAAUAUAAUCUAGGAAGAAACAGACGCACAGCCCUUAUCUGCAGCUGCGGCGGGCGUUAGGACGCACGGGGCCUGAUGGCGGUGUGACCCGCACGCCGCCGCCCCGCCCCGCGGCGUAACCCGGCCGAUUUGAACGGUCUGCCAGCGUAUCGAGGUGGGAAGAUGGCGAGCAUUGGGGCAGACGGCGGGCCUAGCCAGCUGUGCCAGUAAACACCAGCCAUUUUUUUUGUUUUCAUCCUUUGGCGUUAGCGGUUUAUCGGUAAUUCGACGGCUAGGGGACAGGAAAGAAGAGGAUGAAGCUGCGGCCUCGGAAGGUGGCGCGGACGCCGCGCUGUAGUACUUUCAGGAAGGCAGCAGCGAGCGCCGAGCGGCGGCGGAGGAGAGUGAGGGUGAGCCCGGAGGGACCAAUCCCCGGCCGGCGACUGGACAAGAAAAAAGCAGCUGCAGUGGUUUCCACGGAUUGUAGCGAAAAUGAUGUCCCAAUUGUCACACAGCACUCGAUUUUGCAGGCAAGACCCAAGAGAAAGGCUUCGCCAGUAGGUGAAAGCAAAGGUGUGAAGUUUUCUGAAGAGGAUCUCUUGAAUCCAGACCUGUGUUUCUUUGGGUAUGACACAUUCUGCCUGAUUAGUAAAGAGGAACCAGCCAGAGUAUUUAACCCUUACACUUUCAUCAAGAACAUUCCGUCACAGUCCCAGUUGUCGAAACUGAGUGUCCGGGAAAUACCAGUGAAGACGAGGAGUACGCCUGAGGCCACGCUUGUCUUGGAUCUGGAGGAAACGCUUGUGUACAGCUCGCUCAGUAUUAUCGAGGAUGCAGAGUACACCUUCCACACACAUUUUCAGGAUCACAAGUACGAAGUCUUUCUUAUCCUGAGACCACAUGUCAAAGAAUUUCUGCAGAGAAUGUCAGAACUCUUUGAGAUAUUUGUGUAUACGUCUGCGAAGAGAGAGUAUGCAGAGAAGAUCCUGGAGACGCUCGACCCCGACAGACGGCUCUUCAGACAUCGUUUGUACCGGGAGGAUUGUUUAUGCGUGUAUGGUCACUAUGUGAAGGACCUCAGCAUAUUGGAGAGGGAUUUGGCAAAGACGGUCAUUCUGGACAACGCUCCACACACAUUCCCUUAUCAUGUGAUGAACAUGAUCCCCAUUAAGGGCUGGGUGGGGGAGAAGGACGACAGGGAGCUGCAGAAGCUCAUCCCGUACCUCACCAAGCUGGCAGAAGCUGAUGAUUUUCGGCAUGUGCUGAAGAAAAGGUUGGACCAUUUGCAUCGACUGCUCUCCGAAGAUUGACACUGUCUCUGGCUCGGCCCUUGUUCCUUAUUACACUGGUCCUACAUUACUGGUAUGAACAUUACUGCAAGAAGAUCGACACUGGGAGAAGAUCACCACCAUGCGACAGCUUUUGGAGGGCUAAAGCGCCUGAAUGUCUGGCUUCUUUGAGGAUUUCUGUGUUUUCUAAAUACUUGCGCUGUCAGUAUACUACUUGUGCGCAUGGUUGUGCAAGGUUUAUGCACCAAGUGUUUUUAAUUUGUAUAAAUCUGAGAAUUACUUGAAUUUCACAUGAGCAAGAAGUUGUCUCUUGGUCAGAUUGCAGUAGUUUUAAAGUCGUUUUAAUUGCAAGCUGAUUUGAUGUAUUUUGAUUUCUACUUUUUUAAGCUUAAACCUUUGAACAGUGUAGCCAAAGAGGUUCUCCAUUUCAGCAUUUGAAAAUCAAUUUCUGUUAUUACAAUAAGCAGAUUGUGUAAUUGCAAUGAUUAUGUUCUGACAAAUAAACGAUAUAUCCCAUA